GCUAAGGCUGGGACAGAGCUAGGAUAGGAUGGGCUGGGGGCUGGUGCCGGGCUUGGCUGUGUACUGGGCUGUGCAGAACUAGGGGUAGGAUCUGACUGUGUUUAUAUAGCCCAGGCAAACCCGCUCUCUGGCCCAUUCCCUCUAAGCCAGAGAAUACAACCCUACCAGGACCGCUGGCAAGGGAUUGUUUAGCAUUUAACAAGAGAGAGAGAGAGAAAGAGAGAGCGAGACAGAGAGAAAGAGAGAGAAAACAGAGAGUGAUAUAGUCAGAAAGAGAACAUACACAUAUAGAGGAAGCCAGAGAGAUAGAGUGGUCAACAGGGACACAUAGGAGGAAAGAUAGAGAUUGAAAGAAAGAGUCAAAGAAAUAGGUCUGAGAUUUUAAACACACAAUCCCAUUUACCUCUCUCUCAACAUACUCACACACAUUGUGAGACAGAGAGAAAGCAGACAAAACUCACCACACAAAGUCUCUGACAGAUAGAUAGACCUCAACACAGACAGACUCUCUGAGACAGACGGACGGCAAGCAGCAUGUUUCUGUGGCGGCUCCCCCAGGCAGCGUGUCUGGUAUUGGUGUGUGUGUCGCUGACUCUUGGGUACGAAGACGAUAUAGAGGUGAACUAUGGUGACAGCUACUACAACGAGAUCACAGAGGGAGAGCCACUGGAGCCCACAGCUACCCCAGCCCCAGGACCCUGUAAGGCUACAGACAUGACUAAAUGGGACAAGCUCUUCUCCAUGCUGGAGAACUCUCAGAUGAGGGAGAACAUGCUUCUGCAGUUCUCCGAUGACAUCAUCAAGGUGGAAUUGGGGUCGCUGCGUGGAGAGAUGCUAAGGUUCGUGGCUCAGUACGGAGGGGCCUGUGGCGUUGCGGUGGAGACCGCUGGGCGGAGGAUGUCCAUGCAGAUGGAGGCUCGCCUCAGGGAGAGCAUGGAGCAUCUCAGACAGGAUCGAAGCACUGAUGCUGGGAAUUCAGCUGGGAAUAGCCAUCAGGAAAAGCUGUUACAGCAGCUUCUAACUGCAAUGAGGACACAGGCUAUCCAACUUAUCAAGCUGGAAAACAUCUGCCUGAGUAAUCCAGAGGCUAAGGGGGAAAACUUGCAGCAGGAAGUGGCAUCAGCAGAGAUGCUGGUUGCCGUGGUGACAGAGCUGGCGAAGACGAGGGCAGUGCUAGAGCUCGCGCUCAAGUCGGCACAGCAACGACACCUGCCUGCAGGCUGUGAGACCGCUCUUCUCUUCCCUAUGCGUUCCCCUCGUAUCUUCUCGUCAGUGACACCAGACCUCCCUCUCUCCCUCUCUUCCUUCACCGUGUGCCUGUGGGCCAAGCCCGUCUCCUUCUCCAACAGAACCGUGCUGUUUUCCUACGGAACCAAACGGAACCCCUAUGAGAUACAGCUCCUUCUUAGCGGAACAAGGGCUCUCUUCACCGUGGGAGGAGAGGCUCACCUGGUGGAGGCACGGGGAGUGGUGAAAGGAGGAGGAGUUUGGACCCACCUAUGUGGGGCUUGGAGCUCUGAGCAGGGCAUAGCGUCACUAUGGGCCGAUGGACACAGAGUGGCAUUCACACCCGGGGUGGCCGAGGGCCACAUGUUACCGGAUGGAGGCUCACUCCAGCUGGGGCAGGAGAAGAACGACGGUGGGGUCUCUGGAGGGUCAGGUGGCAGUGGGAGUCAGAUGCCUGGGUUUGAGGGAGGCUUCGAUGCCAAGUUGGCAUUCGCUGGGAAGAUGACAGGGGUGAACAUGUGGGACCGUGUGCUGACGGAGGAGGAGAUAUCCCAGCUGGCUUUGCAAGACGGCGAGGGGUGUGAGCAGAGGGGGAAUGUAGUUGGAUGGGGCUUGACGGAGAUUGUGCCUCACGGGGGUGCUCAGUUCAUCAACUAACUCUGAUGACGUUUUCAUCAUCAUCAUCAUCAUCAUUUAAAUCAACUCUAUCAGCUUCAUCAUCAUAAUCCUCAUCAUCUUCAUCCUAAUCGUCAUCAUUUAAAUGAACUAUCAUUAUCAUCGUUUAAAUCAACUCUACAUCUUCAUCAUCAUCAUAAUCAUCAUCAUUUAAAUUAACUAUCAUUUUCAUCAUGUAAAUGAACUUUCAUCAUUUAAAUGAACUAUCAUCAUCUUCGUCGUCACCAUUAUAAACUAACCUGCAGUGCAGAACAGCCCAACCGGCUGAGACUGCAACAACAAUGUGAACAUGAACAACAACACCAGCUCUCUUUAAUGGCUAAAGAGACUGGAGAAGAAUGUGCCCUGUUAGAGGAGUGUUUCCCAUUUAGAGAAGCAGUGGACACACUCAGACACACUCAGACACACACACACAAACACACACACACACACACACACACACACACACACACACACACACACACACACACACACACACACACACACACACACACACACACACACACACACACACACACACACACACACACACACUGUGAGAAGCAUUAGUAUACAUAGUCUAAGGAGUAGAAGUGGAACAAACAUCAUUUACCACAGAUAUAAAGAGAAAAAUGAAAAGGAAAGAACAGAGGUGAGAGAGACAAAAAGAUGCUUUGGGUCAACUGGCACAAAACCAGUCUGCAAGUGUCAUCACUAGAUGGCCAUGCUAGAGAGGACCCAAUUGGCUAUAUCAUCAGCAGUGCAAGUACGUUAGCUGUUUGUUAUUAAUGGAGUGUUAGGGUUAAGGGGUAAGGUAAAUGAGAAAGGGUUGAGGUUUGGGUUAGUUGUUAAAGUGGAAUUUCUGGCUAAAAAAAACACGUUACCUUUGUCCUCUCUAGCAUGGCUACGUAGUGACAACUAUCUGCAAGCUGCCAUAGGAGGUUUUAAUCAUUCUAUUACCUUAUAAUCUUAUGCUUCCGGCAAAAGUUAAUUUUUUUCCAAGCGUUGUUUCCAACUUUGUAUUUAUCAAAGUGUUUACAUUCAGAUGUGAAAAACAUAAUAUUUUUGUUGUUUUGUAUUUUGCUUAGUUUUCCAUACACCCAGAGGUCUUUCCAUACACCCAGAGGUGUUUCCAUACACCCAGAGGUGUUUUCAUACACCCAGAGGUCUUUCCAUACACCCAGAGGUCUUUCCAUACACCCAGAGGUCUUUCCAUACACCCAGAGGUGUUUCCAUACACCCAGAGGGCUUUCUAUACACCCAGAGGGCUUUCCAUACACCCAGAGGUGUUUCCAUACACCCAGAGGGCUUUCUAUACACCCAGAGGGCUUUCCAUACACCCAGAGGUCUUUCCAUACACCCAGAGGGCUUUCUAUACACCCAGAGGGCUUUCCAUACACCCAGAGGUCUUUCUAUACACCCAGAGGGCUUUCCAUACACCCAGAGGUCUUUCCAUACACCCAGAGGUGUUUCCAUACACCCAGAGGUCUUUCCAUACACCCAGAGGUGUUUCCAUACACCCAGAGGUCUUUCUAUACACCCAGAGGGCUUUCCAUACACCCAGGGGUGUUUCCAUACACCCAGAGGGCUUUCCAUACACCCAGAGGUCUUUCCAUACACCCAGAGGUGUUUCCAUACACCCAGAGGUCUUUCUAUACACCCAGAGGGCUUUCCAUACACCCAGAGGUGUUUCCAUACACCCAGAGGGCUUUCCAUACACCCAGAGGUGUUUCCAUACACCCAGAGGUGUUUCUUCUCCUUGAAAUGGGUGCCAAUGGAUGAUGCAAUACGAUUACUUAGUCCCUGUUUGUUCCGCAUCUCAUUUGAGACAGAAACACUUGAUUUGAAAAGCGGAACUGUGGACAAUUUUUACAGAAUCUGUUACAACGAUCUCUGCUCUUUGUUAACGUAGUAGGCAAUGUGUAUCAUAUUGUAAAUUGUUUUGUGUUUUUGUCAAGAAGUAAAAAUGAAUGUAUUUUGUAUAUAAAUAUUUUUUGGCAUACAGUAUGAUUAAAAAUGGAGAAUAAACGAGAAACGAGAAUAAAAUUACAUGUUAACAUUAA
Oncorhynchus nerka (sockeye salmon) is the source of this 3944-nucleotide messenger RNA. Its product is annotated as pentraxin-related protein PTX3-like. The record is from RefSeq and is a predicted model, not a curated record. Lineage: Eukaryota; Metazoa; Chordata; Actinopteri; Salmoniformes; Salmonidae. The coding region runs from base 535 to 1884 and encodes 449 amino acids. Gene Ontology annotation, biological process: innate immune response. Gene Ontology annotation, molecular function: complement component C1q complex binding. The transcript has 4 exons.